AUGCAUGAACAAUUAACCCUCUCGUUUGAUGACAAGUUGGGUACUAGUUUUGCCGAGGACUUGAUCUCUCAGUUUGACUUGAAACGGGAUUUAUUACAUACUGUGGACUUUCUUUCAACUAAAAAUCUUAUGGAAACAGAUACUCCAUUUUCUUCCAUGGACGACAACGUAACCUCAUUAGAUAUCAACAUGAAUUCAGUACCGGAAAAAACAACUACCAUGGCAACAAAGGAAGAAAUAGAACAAGUAGUAGCAGACUCGACAAAGGAAGUACAAGAAAAGAGGGGUUCAAUUAUUUUACCUUCUACCUCAUUGGACUUGUUACCGACUUGUGAUACAACUUUACCUUCAUCGCCACCACUAACGAUGCAGAAUCACCAACAACAAGAACAACAUGAAACCAAAAAAGAAGAUAUAGAACUACCUUCUUCCAUCACAAUGAAUAUACUGUCCUCUUCUUCUUCUUAUUCUUCCUCACCACCACCUACUCUUAUUGACCGAACACGACGCCGGCAACAAAAUAAUCAUAAUCUUCUUCGACGUUCCUCAGCUUAUUUGCGCCAAAAGUUUUUCUCGGCAGCAUCAACACCUGCAGCACCUCCUACUCCAGUCGUACCCGCUCAUGUAUCUGAUAGUCCUCAUGAUAUGACAACAACUACUCUUCCAUCAAAAACUACCACCACUGCCUCUCCUUUGGAUGAUACCCCUACAAAGACCCUCCAUACAAACAACAACAAAACAAAUGAUGAUAAUACUGGAUCAAGAACUCUUCCCAUCGCUGAGAAAAAACAACAUCAAAGUAGAGUUGGAAAACCGCCUAAUUUGGGGACAAUGACUGCUCCUUCUUCUUCUUCUUCUUCUUCUCCUCCUCCUCCUCAUUCUACUUUGCCUCCUUGUUCAACUCCUAUGAUGACACCUUGCCAAUAUCCGCCCAAACCUCUUCGCUAUUCACCUGUGGAUCCUCCCAAUGAUCAUCACCGUGUUUCGUUCCCCAUCCUUUCCUCUUGGCGCAAACGAUCUCUUCAUGAUCCAAGAAGACAAUCUGAACCUAUUAUCUCGGCGGCACAUAUCAAAGGACGGCGAUCCUUCUUUUUCCUCUGA
Messenger RNA from Halteromyces radiatus, 1101 nucleotides. RefSeq lists its product as uncharacterized. NCBI's taxonomy places the organism in Eukaryota, Fungi, Mucoromycota, Mucoromycetes, Mucorales, Cunninghamellaceae. Bases 1 to 1101 code for a protein of 366 amino acids. The transcript has a single exon. The record is from RefSeq and is a predicted model, not a curated record.